This is a messenger RNA of Drosophila novamexicana, 2362 nucleotides long. Its product is annotated as polycystic kidney disease 2-like 2 protein. Bases 56 to 2188 code for a protein of 710 amino acids. Gene Ontology annotation, cellular component: membrane. The record is from RefSeq and is a predicted model, not a curated record. The transcript has a single exon. Gene Ontology annotation, biological process: detection of mechanical stimulus. Gene Ontology annotation, molecular function: calcium channel activity; calcium ion binding. NCBI's taxonomy places the organism in Eukaryota, Metazoa, Arthropoda, Insecta, Diptera, Drosophilidae.
UUAUUAACUCAAAAGAAUACAUUAGGUUUCCUUUCAGAAAACAAAAUAAUACAUUAUGGCAGAAAAGAAAACUCAUUCUGAAUUAUUUUGGACCACAGUAUUUGUGUUAAUAGUGUGCAUGGCAACGAUUUCAAUAUUUUCCGGAUACCAUCAUUCCUCGGGAAAGUUAAGGUCAAUGCUGAUUUCCGUGAUUGCGGUGCUUAUGUUUCACUACCUAUUCGGUGAUCCAAUCAGGUUUGCAUUACUCUCACUUGAGGCCUCCAUUUGGCCACCGGGUCAGCGCAAGUUCGCAACGGAAAAGGAAGCCACUCAUCACAAUCGCCUAGAUUAUUUGACGUUGCGAUUGCAAAGCCUACGUGCUCACCUCUAUAUAAUGGAAAGACAUCGUGACGAGAAACUGAAUUGCAAGUAUAAGCAAAUAGCACAUGAUCUGUGGCUUCAUGGAAGCUACUUUGUUUUUGUUGUGUGCUUAGUAUUUGUAGCCUGUGAUGAACAUACGUUUUAUACUAAAAAUAACAUAGAGCGGCUCUUCACUGAUAAUCAUUCUGUUUACUACGGUUUGAAUGAAGUUUACGGUAUAAGCGAUGUGUAUAAAUUCAUUAAUAGCUCGCUGAUAAAUGCAUUUUAUCCUGAAAUUAACCAUACUGGUGUAUCGGUAUGGGUCCACGGCAAGCAAACAAUCCUACUUGGAGCUGUGCGGCUACGCCAAUUGCGACUGACCGAGCAACAUUAUGGUGUUUAUGAACCGGCCUUCUCAGAGCAAUCCUAUAUGCCUGAAUGGAAACUACCAUACCUUGACUUGCCCUAUUCUAAUAUUUAUUGGCGCAUCUACGAGCCAUGGGUUCACAGAAAUCCGAACGUUCGUGAGCACCUAUGGCUGAACUUUCAGCAUGUAGGCUAUUUUCGUAACUACCCCGAACUGAGCGGAUAUGUGGUAUUAUUUGCUCGGAGUCGACAGAAUAGUCUCAAAAUACUGGAAUACCUUCAGAACAACAAAUGGCUCAAUUACAACACCUCCGCGGUAUUUCUGGAUUUUUUACUGUACAAUACUGAUGCAAGCAUAUUGAAUGUAUGCACCUUGCGUAUAGAGCAGACUCCCUUUGGAAGCACGAUCCCUAAUGUGAAAGUUGAGAGCGUGAGACUGCUUGAAAAUAACCAGCUAUCAGAUGUGGCAAUAGUCUUGAUUAUUGUUUACAUCAUUGUGUUUAUACAGUUUUUUAAAGCAUUAACGGUGAAGUUGUGGUUAGAUCCAAGCGAAAUUCGAAGCGUGUGGAAUACAAUAGACGUGGCAAUAUUUCUGCUUAACGUCAUUUUGUUAACUUUGAUUAUCUUACGUAAAGAGAAAGUUGCAUCGAUUCUUAAACAUAUUGAAGGCGCCAGUAAAAUGGAGUUUGUUGAGUUAAGACAUGCAGCUCGUUUGCACAUGCUCAUCAGAAUGAUUAUUGGCUUUCUUAUCUGUAUUACAACGUUGCGUUUGUGGAAGGUGCUUCAAUUCUCCAGUGUCUUUCAACUUUUUACCUUUACACUGCACCUGGCAUGGCCAGCAGUGGCGAGUGUUGCCUUGGUCAUAUUCGUAUUUAUUUUGGGCUUUGGGGUGGCAGUUUCUACAAUAAAUGGCAACAACAGUUUUAACUUUUAUCGGCUUAGCAAGAGUGUCGUAUCUUGCAUGUGCUUCGCAUGUGGAUUUACUUUGGGUGUUAAUCGAGACGAUCUUUUUCAUGGAGGCAAGCUUUUCGGUAUUAUCAUUUUUACAACCUUGGCAUUCGUUAUUUCAGUGAUGUUGAUAAAUGUUUUCGUAUCUCUCAUCAACGACUAUUUUUCCACUGCAAAGGACCAGAGGGAUACACGAUCUGUACGUCGCAUUAGCAUUUUCCAAUUUAUGUAUGCUGAGUGUAUUCCUUAUGUUAUGUGGUGGCAAAAGUUUCGUUUUUUUCGUAAAUAUUAUCACCGUAACAACAAAACCGUUUCUGAAAACAUUAGACGGGAUUUGGAAUUAAUUGGGAAAUACAGGAAAAAUGCGGAGAGUGACAACACAUUUGUUGUCAAGAAAAAAAUAACUCAGUUUGAUUUGACUUUGGAACUGGAGCAAUUUAGGCGGAAACAGGAACGGAUUUAUACAAUUGGAGCUAUAAUCCAUACUCAAAUUGAUAUACUCAACAUAAUUUCGAAUGCGAAUGAAAAUGAAUAAAUCAAUUUAAAAAUAAUGUGUUACUACAAACAUUAUGGGACUUAUAUUCACUUUUACAUAACCACUUCCAGUCGAAUGCGCGACUAGGAAAUUAAAGCUCGGUAUUCCGUAAUCAGUGAUGCUAUUAGCAUUUAAUUCUUAUAUCCUAAUAUAUUAAAUAAUUAGGCUGGCACU